AUGGUUCGUUGGCUCGCCUCGUCGCUUGCUGGCGCCGCCAGCUUGUGCUGGUUCGCGCUUCCAACGGACGCACUGCCUGCACACCACCAGACAUCUGCCCCGAUUGUCAAGGUGAAGAAUGGCUCGUACGCAGGGAUCUACUCGGCUGAGUACAACCAGGACUUCUUCCUCGGCAUGCCCUAUGCGCAAGUAGCGCCCCGGUUCACCGUCUCGCAGCCCCUGAACUCGUCGUGGGAGGGCGUCCGGAAUGCCACGGCCUAUCCGCCCCAUUGCGUAGGUUACGGCGGAGACGAGGUUGGGUACCCGAUGUCCGAGGACUGCCUGUACCUUAACGUUAUCAGGCCGGCGGGUAUCUCUAAUACCGCCGGGCUGCCCGUUGCUGUAUGGAUCCACGGCGGUGGCUUGUAUAUGGGCGGCUCCGCGGACCGGCGGUACAACCUCUCAUUCAUCGUCCAGAACAGCGUGGAACAAGGCACACCCAUGAUCGGCGUUAGCCUCAACUACCGCUUGUCCGCCUUCGGCUUUCUGUGUGGCAAGGAGGCCAUGGAUGCCGGCGUGGUAAAUUUUGGCUUCAAAGACCAGCGGUUGGCCCUCCGCUGGAUCCACGAGAACAUCGCAGCGUUUGGUGGUGCGCCCGACAAGGUUACCAUCUGGGGCGAGAGUUCUGGUGCCGAGAGCGUGAGCGCGCAGACCCUGGCCUACGGCGGCCGUGACGACGGCCUCUUCCGGGGCGUCAUCGCUGAGUCUGGCUACGGCGGCUUCAUUGGGCGGUACGCUGGCGGCCUGAACGCCAGCGACGCCAUGCAGAAUACGUACGACACGCUCGUGCGCAACACCAGCUGCGCCCACACGGUCGGCACGCCAGCCUCACUCUCCUGUCUGCGUGAUUUGCCCCUGGACGAGAUGCAUAAGGCACUGAAUAGCACGGCCGCCAAUCCCUGGCCGCCCGUGCUAGACGGCGACUUUAUUUCCGACUACCCCUCCAAGCAGCUGAGCGAGGGCCGCUUUCCCAAGGUGCCCAUCCUCAUCGGUUGCAACUCGGAUGAGGGAUCUUCCUUCGGCGUCGGAUACGGUCCUAACGGCGGCGGCGUCAACACGGACGACGAGAUGCGCGCCGCCAUCGCUUCCAUCGUCGGGCCCGAUGUCGAAAAGAUGACCGGGAAGACGGUCAAGCAGGUAGUGGACGAGCUGAUGUUCCUCUACCCCAACAUCCAGGCCGUUGGCGACCCCAGCUUGGACAAGUGGCCCGUCAUCCAGCCAGGCGACGACGUGGCUCAGUCCAUGGGGGCACAAUACCGCCGCACAGCUGCCCUCUUUGGCGACUUCACGAUGCAAUACUCUCGACGGCGCGCGAGUCUUGCCUUCGCCAAGCAGGGAAUCCCUUCCUGGAGCUACCGUUUUGAUGUCGUGCUGCCCAGUCUCCCAGGGUACAUCGGAGCGACGCAUUUCCAAGAAGUCGCGUUUGUAUUCGACAACACUCGCGGCGAGGGCUAUGCCCAGAAUCCUUUCGCCAACAACACUCGUGUCUUGACCGCGCUAGCAAAGACCAUGUCGACGGCUUGGGGCCUUGGCCUGCCGGGCGGAGCGACAUGGCCCCCGUACAAUGCUAGCGCUGGUGGAGGAGUCGGGCAGAAUCUCGUCUGGACCGACAAGGGCAGCUAUGUAGAGAUGGACAGCUGGCGCGCGGAGGGCAUCAACUACUUCAUCGAGAAUAGCUUGGCAGUGUUCGGGAUGUAA
This is a messenger RNA of Thermothielavioides terrestris NRRL 8126, 1737 nucleotides long. RefSeq lists its product as uncharacterized. The transcript is spliced from 5 exons. Lineage: Eukaryota; Fungi; Ascomycota; Sordariomycetes; Sordariales; Chaetomiaceae. The coding region runs from base 1 to 1737 and encodes 578 amino acids. The record is from RefSeq and is a predicted model, not a curated record.